Molecule: messenger RNA, 2097 nt
Organism: Zeugodacus cucurbitae (melon fly)
Lineage: Eukaryota; Metazoa; Arthropoda; Insecta; Diptera; Tephritidae
Product: putative fatty acyl-CoA reductase CG8306
Exons: 10
Coding region: 385-1947 (520 amino acids)
Biological process (GO): long-chain fatty-acyl-CoA metabolic process
Cellular component (GO): peroxisome
Molecular function (GO): alcohol-forming very long-chain fatty acyl-CoA reductase (NADP+) activity
Source: RefSeq, a predicted model, not a curated record
AAACGCGUCGGUUGUGUUUUUUGUGCGCUGAUUAGGUAUCUUCACUUCGGAUCAACGCAAGAAUUUCAUAUACGGCCUUAUUUAUAUUGCCGCAGUGUUGUUCAGAAAAAAAGGUAGAAUAAAGAAAAUACUGCAGUAGCAGCGCGUAUAAAAAUACACAGGCUUCAUUAUAACCAACAACAACAAAUGAGACGAAAUGCAAUCGAAAAAGAGUUUGACGUAAAAGUUUUGCUUGUUGCGGGACGUGAAAGUCUCACAUGUUUUAAUACCGUAGUAAAUUGAGAUUAGUGAAGUUAAAAGAGCGUAACAGCAACAACAGCUGAACAACAAAAACAAUAACAACAACGCAUAUUUUGUAGAUCAAGCAGCGACAGCAGCACGAACAUGGCCGAUAAUCUCGCUUCACCCAUCAAAGCAUUUUACACCGGCAAAAAUGUCUUCAUUACCGGCGCCACUGGCUUUGUGGGCGUCACGAUUGUCGAAAAGCUAUUGCGCGAUAUACCCGAAAUCGGCACCAUCUACCUGCUGAUGCGUCCCAAAAAGGGCAAGACGGUGGCACAACGCUUGGAAGACAUACGCAAGAAUUCCGUAUUCGACAAGUUCAAGGAAUUGAAAAUCGAUGAGAAACGCUUCGAUAAGAUUGUACCCAUUGAAGGUGAUGUGGGUCAAGAGCAUUUGGGCAUCUCCGAAACGGAACGUCAGGUGUUGAUCGAUAAUGUGCAUGUGGUCUUUCACUCUGCUGCCACAUUGGAUUUCUUUCAAUCGCUCAAAGAGACCACAAAUAUUAAUUUAUUAGGCACACGACGUGUGGUAGAGUUGUGUAAGCAGUUAACGAAAUUGGAGGCUCUCGUACAUGUCUCCAGCGCUUAUGUGAACUCCUACAUCACUGAAGUGGAGGAAAAAUUAUAUCCCGCUCCAGAUGAUCCCGAAAAGGUGAUACAUUUGGCUGAAACGCUAAGCGAUGAGGCGCUCAAGGAGUUAGAGCCCAAGUUACUGAAAGAUCAUCCCAACACGUACACGUUCACCAAACACUUGGCCGAACACGAAGUGGCCAAUGUGGCCUCACGUUUUCCAUGCGGCAUUGUGCGACCAAGCAUGAUCACCGCCGCCUGGAAGCAGCCCACACCCGGUUGGACAAUCUCGAAGAAUGGUCCACAAGGUUUCUUUAUGGGCGCUUCUCGCGGCAUUUUGCGUCGUUUACCUUUAGAUCCAACCAUUAUCAUGGACUACAUACCCGUGGAUGUGGUGGUGAAUGCAAUUAUCACAACCGGUUACUAUGUAAAUGCGCUCAAAACCAAAAACGCCGGCAAACCAGCAGAGCUGCAAAUUUUCCAUCUCACUUCCAGCACAUACAAGCCAUUCCGUUUUGAGUUUUUAAUCAAUAAGAUCAAUGCAUUCCUUCACGAAUAUCCGCUAGUGUCUGCUGUUUGGUAUCCACAUCUAAAACUGGUCAAGAGUUUGUUCCUCUUCCGUUUAGGCGCUAUACUGUUUCACUUUAUACCCGGUUUCUUCUUGGACUUGGUCACCAAACUGAGCGGUGGUAGACCCAUUCUCAUACGCCUACAUAAGAGCGUCUGGAACUCGUUGAAUACAUUGGAGAAAUUUAUUUUCACUGAAUGGCAUUAUGAUAGCAAACAUACGUUAGCGCUUUCGAAGCAAUUGGAUCCACGUGAUCGGGAAACAUUCUUCAUUGAUAUUGGCGAUUUAGCUUGGGAUGACUACUUCCUCAACACUAUUAUGGGCGUGCGUCAGUAUCUGAGCAAAGAAUCACCGAAAACAUUGUCGGCUGCCAGAAAGAAGGAUAAGAUUCUGCUGGCGUUACACGUUGCCCUGCAAUUGGCUUUCUAUUAUGGCAUAUGGAAGCUAGCUAUAUUUGCUUUUGGUCUCUCCAAUGCCAAGGCCGCAUUAAUACUGCCAGUGGCCUACUUCCUUAUGGGACUUAUUUAGGCACUUCACAUCACAAAUAAUACAUAAUCACAUACAUAUAUUUUCUUUACUUGAAUCUUGUGUGGAUUCGCCUUGAGUUUUUGCUGUGUAAUUUCAUACACAAAUAUUUAUUUGAAUUAAAACAUUAUUCAAUUUUCAUUUUCUCUUAAU